Ipomoea nil (Japanese morning glory) is the source of this 720-nucleotide messenger RNA. Its product is annotated as probable LRR receptor-like serine/threonine-protein kinase At2g16250. Lineage: Eukaryota; Viridiplantae; Streptophyta; Magnoliopsida; Solanales; Convolvulaceae. Bases 1 to 720 code for a protein of 239 amino acids. Gene Ontology annotation, molecular function: protein binding. The transcript has 2 exons. The record is from RefSeq and is a predicted model, not a curated record.
AUGGCGUUUCUUGUGACCUUGCCACCGGUUAUGCCAUCGGACUCGACCUCAGUUUCAAUUCCUGUGGGGAUUUCGAUGCUGACAAGGUUGGUGUCUCUUGAUCUUUCCUCGAUAUCUGUAGAGCUAAGAAAACCAAAUCUUAAAUCUCUUUUUAUGAAUCUGAAUUCUUUAAAAAAUGUGUAUCUUGAUGGUGUAGACCUCUCAGCUCAAGGCUCUAACUGGUCUCAAGUCUUAUCCUCUGCAUUGCCUCAUCUUGAAGUUUUAAGUUUGUCCAGUUGUGGUCUCAAUGGUCCAAUCCGCCCUUCAUUUGCAACACUAAAAUCGUUGUCUUAUUUGCAGCUUAGCUAUAACAAUCUGCCUUCUGAGUUUCCCACUAUUUUGGAGAAUUUCAUGAACUUGGAAACUCUCAAUUUGGCUACUUCUUGUGAGUUUUAUGGAGAUUUCCCAGAAAAUGUUUUUCGCCUUUCAAAAUUGAAAACCAUUGACAUCUCCAAUAAUAACCUUCUGAGUGGCCAGUUUCCAGAGUUUCCAAAACACACCUCUUUGCAAAUUUUGUCACUUAAUGACACAAAUUUUCAUGGAGAAUUACUCGAGUCCAUUGGAAAUCUUCAAUUACUGAAAUUUUUAGAUAUUUCUAGCUGCAAUCUCUCAGGUUUAAUCCGAUUAUGCACCGCGGUGCACGAUAUAACGACUGUACAUAUUAUGCUUGGGCCGACAUGA